CUUCUCAUUCACGCUGAUCGCCUCCUUCAUACUGAAAUCGAUUCACGCUUCUGCUCUGAAAUCGAAAAUUGGUCUCAAGUGUGCUAAUCGAUUUCUCUAACAGAAGACGAUCGACUCUUCGACUGUGUGCUGAUCGAUUUCAUCAGACACGCCUCCCUCCUCAGCCAUCACGCACGAACGUAAGAGAAUGGCGCUGCCGCUACCUGUGGGCUAUGUGGUGACCAUUUCUAUGGUUUAGACUUUUGCUGUCACUACACUUCUUCUAGGUGAGUUAACAAUAUUAUAGGCAGAGAGUUCCAAUGGCUGCUUCAGAAGAGAACAGUGCACUCUUCCCGAUCUUCAUUUUAACGAUGAUUGCACUGCCACUUGUACCAUAUACAAUUAUGCAGCUUUGCCGUGCUGCCUCAAAAAAAGCAAAGAGCAUUAACUGUCAAUGUUCAGUUUGCUCCCGGUCAGGAAAAUACCGCAAAUCAAUAUUUAAAAAGAUCUCAAACUUCUCAACAUGGAGUAACUUGACAUUGGUGUUGUUAUGGGUCAUCAUGGGUGUCCUUGUGUACUAUAUCAAGAAUAUAAAUCGGGAAAUUCAAGUAUUUGAACCAUUCAGUAUUCUUGGAGUACAACCUGGAGCUUCUGACUCUGAAAUAAAGAAGGCAUAUAGGAGACUCUCUGUUCAAUACCAUCCUGAUAAAAACCCAGAUCCAGAUGCCCACAAGUAUUUUGUGGAGUCCAUUGCUAAGGCAUAUCAGGCACUUACAGAUCCAAUUUCCCGUGAAAAUUUUGAAAAGUAUGGUCACCCAGAUGGCCGGCAGGGGUUUCAAAUGGGAAUAGCUCUUCCUCAGUUUCUGCUCAACAUAGAUGGUGCAUCUGGUGGGAUACUAUUACUAUGGAUUGUUGGGGUUUGUAUUCUACUUCCGUUGGUGGUGGCUGUUGCAUAUCUAUCUAGAUCGUCAAAGUACACGGGAAAUUAUGUCAUGCAUCAAACACUAUCUGCUUACUAUUACUUCAUGAAACCCUCCUUGGCCCCGAGCAAAAUUAUGGAUGUUCUCAUUAAGGCUGCUGAGUACAUGGAGAUUCCGGUUCGUAGGACUGAUGGAGAACCCCUUCAGAAACUAUUUAUGUUGGUCAGAAGCGAGUUGAACUUGGAUCUGAAAAAUAUAAAACAAGAGCAGGCAAAGUUUUGGAAGCAGCACCCGGCACUAGUAAAGACUGAGUUGUUGAUUCAAUCUCACUUAACUCGUCAAACGGCAACCUUAACUCCAGAAUUACAGCAUGACUUCAAGCGUGUGGUGGAGCUUGCACCUCGCCUUCUUGACGAGCUGAUGAAGAUGGCAGUCAUACCACGCACGGCUCAAGGGCAUGGCUGGCUGAGGCCUGCAGUCGGAGUUGUUGAGCUUUCCCAGUGUAUCAUCCAGGCUGUUCCUCUUAGUGCAAGGAAAGCUACCGGAGGAUAUGCAGAAGGUAUUGCACCUUUUCUGCAGCUUCCUCAUUUUAACGAGGCCGUGAUGAAAAAGAUAGCCCGCAAGAAGGUGAGAACCCUUCAGGAGCUCCGCGACAUGCCAAUUGAGGACCGCGCCGAGUUGCUUUCUCAAGCUGCUGGUUUCUCCGAGUCACAAGUUCAAGAUGUAGAGUCGGUACUCGACAUGAUGCCUUCCAUAACGGUUGAAGUCAGUUGUGGGACUGAAGGUGAAGAGGGUAUACAAGAAGGUGACAUAGUCACGGUUCAAGCCUGGGUGGGCCUGCAACGAAGCAACGGCUUGGUCCGUGCUCUUCCCCACGCCCCAUUCUACCCUUUCCACAAGGAAGAAAACUGCUGGUUCCUUCUUGCGGACCAGAACUCAAACAACGUCUGGUUUUCCCAAAAAGUAAGCUUCAUGGACGAAGCAUCCGCUGUCACCGCGGCUUCGAAAGCCAUCGAGGAAACAAUGGAAGGGUCAGGGGCAAACGCGAAGGAAACCAGUAAAGCGGUAAGAGAAGCGGUGGAGAAAGUGAAGAGCGGCUCGCGGCUCGUGAUGGGGAAGUUCCAAGCCCCAGCUGAAGGGAACUACAAUUUGAGUUGUUAUUUGCUGUGUGAUUCUUGGUUGGGUUGUGACAAGAAGAGCGGGGUGAAGGUGAAAGUGGUGAAACGGACUCGGGCAGGAACCCGUGGGGGGUUCACGGAGGAAGGACCGGUGGUGGAAGAUGGAGCCGAAGAGGAGGAGGAGAUUGAAGAGGAGGAAUACGAUGAGGAUUACGAGAGCGAGUACAGUGAAGAUGAAGAAGAUAAUAAUACCAAAAGAGAGAGCCGUGCGAAUGGCAAAGCACCUGCACCUGCACCUGCACCUGCAUCUGCGUCAAGUUCGGGUUCCGGGUCGGAUGAUGAAUGAGGAGGAGAAUACUUGACGUCUUUUAGGUAGGAUUAUUUUCAAAUUUUGGUUUGUAAACUAGGGUUUUUUAGACCCAAAAUAACAGUUUGGUUCUUACAGAUUGCAUUUUUCAAAGAAAAAUCCUACUCAACCCAUCACUUAAAUCAUUCAAUAAUUGGGUUUUUUGGGAU
This is a messenger RNA of Cynara cardunculus var. scolymus (artichoke), 2533 nucleotides long. Its product is annotated as dnaJ protein ERDJ2A-like. Gene Ontology annotation, molecular function: transmembrane protein transporter activity; RNA binding. The record is from RefSeq and is a predicted model, not a curated record. The transcript has 12 exons. The coding region runs from base 300 to 2363 and encodes 687 amino acids. Gene Ontology annotation, cellular component: Sec62/Sec63 complex. Gene Ontology annotation, biological process: SRP-dependent cotranslational protein targeting to membrane; post-translational protein targeting to endoplasmic reticulum membrane. Lineage: Eukaryota; Viridiplantae; Streptophyta; Magnoliopsida; Asterales; Asteraceae.